AUGAAAUUACCAAGUCUAUUUCGCUCAUUAUUCUUCCUAUACACCAUUCUAAGCGUCAACGCGUUAUCUGUUGUCGAUAAACGAGCCAUCAUCACUACCAGCCCACAAUUAUGUGCAGGAGACUUGGAUUCUGUAGGAAUACAGUUAGGACAAUUACAAGCCGCCGUUAUUACUGGCGGUGUGCUUAAUAUCAAACAUGACUACAAUACCGUCAGUAGUCAGCUGGAUGCAGCUCAAGACAGCUGCUGUGCCCUGAAUCAACAAAUGGUUGCGUCCACCACGGAUGCAAACAUGUUAUUACAAUCCUUAGCGGCUGUGACACCCAAAGCGCAGAAUGCUUUAACAGAAAUUAAGAACAGGGAAACCAACUACAACUUUUUGACAAGACUAUUUGUAAAGUCUUAUUUGAAAAACUUGGAUAGAAAGACAGCUGCUUUACAGACAUGCUUUCAGCAAUUUAUGCCAGCUGCUAAUGCAACCACUGUACAAGCUUAUUUCAAUGACAUUGAUGCAGCCUUCAAUGCAACCAAGUCUGCCUAUGGUAUUUAA
Mycotypha africana is the source of this 549-nucleotide messenger RNA. RefSeq lists its product as uncharacterized. NCBI's taxonomy places the organism in Eukaryota, Fungi, Mucoromycota, Mucoromycetes, Mucorales, Mycotyphaceae. The transcript is spliced from 3 exons. Bases 1 to 549 code for a protein of 182 amino acids. The record is from RefSeq and is a predicted model, not a curated record.